Molecule: messenger RNA, 609 nt
Organism: Humulus lupulus (European hop)
Lineage: Eukaryota; Viridiplantae; Streptophyta; Magnoliopsida; Rosales; Cannabaceae
Exons: 1
Coding region: 1-609 (202 amino acids)
Source: RefSeq, a predicted model, not a curated record
AUGAGAGACCUGUUUUCAUCUCAGAGUUUGGACGAAGCAGUCAGAAACAAUAAGUUGAGUGUGCGAGUUCUCUAUAACAGGUUGCUGAAUACUAACAAGGUUUAUUUUGCUAAUGUGGUUUGGUGUUCCCUAGCUGUGCCUAAGCAUAGAUUUAUCUUUUGGCAAGCUUCUCUUGGUCACCUGCUAACUAGAGACAAGUUACAGAUGUGCCACUUGCACUUAACUUCUGAUCUGUGUCCGGUUUGUGAAGAGUAUCAGGAGUCCCAUUCACAUUUGUUUUUUGCUUGUUCUUUCUCUCAUCAGCUGAGAACCAGAUUGGAGAGCUGGCUGGGAAAAGAUGCUUGGCCGAGUAGGUUUGAUGACUGGCAUUCGUGGAUGAUGGGCAAGCCUAAGGGUCUUUUGCAAAGAGUUGCUGCUGCAACAUUUGUGGCUGCUGUCUAUCUGAUAUGGAGAAAUAGAAACAAGUGUCUGUUUGAGUUUAGUUCUUGGUCUGUUGACUAUGUUAUUCAACAGAUUAGAUACUCUGUAAAAGUUAGGCUUACUAGGACUCCUAAGAUAAAAAUCAAUCAUAGGGAUAUAGCUGUGUUUGAUUACAUGAUGAAUUUGUAA